Molecule: messenger RNA, 141 nt
Organism: Meloidogyne enterolobii
Lineage: Eukaryota; Metazoa; Nematoda; Chromadorea; Rhabditida; Meloidogynidae
Source: the annotation of a GenBank genome assembly
AUGCUCAAGUUAAUAUAUCAUGGCCGGUUUAUUCAUGGAAGUGUUACGCUAGGAGCGUUACAUCUACCUGCCGGCAACUCGACGGUUAUGCAUCUGGUAACGAGAGAAACACUGCCUGAGCCAAAUUCUAAUGGUUCGUGA